Colletotrichum lupini is the source of this 879-nucleotide messenger RNA. RefSeq lists its product as uncharacterized. The record is from RefSeq and is a predicted model, not a curated record. The coding region runs from base 1 to 879 and encodes 292 amino acids. NCBI's taxonomy places the organism in Eukaryota, Fungi, Ascomycota, Sordariomycetes, Glomerellales, Glomerellaceae. The transcript is spliced from 2 exons.
AUGACAUCCUCCAGCUGCAUGUCCGGCAAGCUCGCUCUUCCUUAUCCUACUCACUGGGAACGAGAAGGAGCCUCCAAGGAGCUGUCAACAUCACUUGCCAUAAUUUCUCCUGAUCUUCUGUCGCCCCACCCCAAACAACACGACGUCCAUCUACGCUCUGCGCUCGCGGUUCUUUGCCAUCAUCCCAUAACCUCGCAGAGUCUCUUCGUUGUCUGGUACCUAUCCGAAUACAGGCAGAGGCUCCCCAUUGAUUUCGUCUUCACCAUGAAUGGUUCCCCCGAAAUUGACCCCGUCCAGGAAGCCAUCCACUUCUGGUGCAAUGACGAGAACGUAGAUUGGCUCGAAGAAAUACUGCACACUCAUCUCCAACCCCUCAUAGACAACAUCAACGCCGGAGGUCUCCAUAGCAGCUGGGAAUGGUUCACCGACGACGCGACUCUGACGACAAGCAUCAAUCUUCCACGCUGCGAAGGAACAACCUUUGAAGGAAGAGAAGCAAUCAACGACUACUUCGCCAGCCAAUACAAUGCUGAACCCCGUAUGAAGUUUGUUCCACUCCUUUGCACCUACGGUCAAGGCCACAUGGCAUGCCAUGCAUGGUAUAGACUCGACGAUGAACAUGGCCUUUCCAGCCCUCGCGAUCAUCAGCUCCUCAUCACGGCGGACUUCAACGAUUACCACAGACUAGUCAGCAUGGAAAUCAGCGAGUAUACGGUUGCAGGGCCGGCGUCUUAUAUUGAGACAGUAGACAAUUGCGUCGCUUGUAGGGCCAUGGCUUCCAUGAGGCGAGAGAGACAGAUGGAAGAGGACGCGGAUGAUAGCAUAGAUGAUGAAACCUACUCGGAUUGGCCUUAUCGCAAUGACGACCACGACCACUAA